UCUUCUGGUAUCAGUUCUACUGUGGAUUCUCUGGGUCAGCCAUGGUUGAUCAGUGGUACCUGAUCUUCUUCAACCUGAUGUUCUCCGCAUUCCCUCAGCUCAUCACUGGCACCCUGGACAAAGAUGUGUCAGCAGAAACCCUGCAGGAGUUGCCGCAGCUCUACAUGAAUGGACAAAACUCAGAGGAAUAUAAACCCUACAUGUUCUGGAUGAACAUGAUUGAUGCCUUCUACCAAAGCCUCAUCUGUUUCUUCAUCCCUUACUUUGCUUACGUUGACUCGGAUGUGGAUUUGUUUACAUGGGGCACUCCCAUCAUCACCUUGGCACUCUUCACCAUUUUGCUGCACUUAGGCAUAGAAACCAAAACCUGGGUGAGUCUUGUUUUAUAUUAUGCAAAAUGUAAUAGGAUGUAGUGGCUAAAACUCAGUCAAACUCACCCGUAAAAAGUCUCUUCAUGGUUCUUCUGUACUGAUUUUGCAGUGUAAAGACGGUUGUGUGCUUGUUAUGAUUGGUGAGGGUCUCUGGUUAAACCUGCUUAUUCUGUUUCUUACCCUAAACACCAUUUGCAAAAAUGCUGAUAAG
This is a messenger RNA of Sinocyclocheilus grahami, 582 nucleotides long. RefSeq names its product probable phospholipid-transporting ATPase VA. Lineage: Eukaryota; Metazoa; Chordata; Actinopteri; Cypriniformes; Cyprinidae. Gene Ontology annotation, biological process: phospholipid translocation. Gene Ontology annotation, cellular component: plasma membrane. The record is from RefSeq and is a predicted model, not a curated record. The transcript is spliced from 3 exons. The coding region runs from base 42 to 413 and encodes 123 amino acids. Gene Ontology annotation, molecular function: ATPase-coupled intramembrane lipid carrier activity.